UGCACUUGAAUUAUUAUUUAGUGAUGACUCCUCACCCCUAUAUAUAAUCUGUUGCUGCAAUUUUCCAAGUUAGUUGAUAUAAGUAGCUUUCCCGCCUUUUGCUACGAUAAAUCAUGAUUAGAAUUUUAAGCUUUGUUUUAACCGUGGGAGCUGUGAUAGGUGCAUCACAGGGGCAGAAGCUGCCAGUGCUAAAGGAGUUGCCGGCUGAGAUCCUUUUCAGGGUGGGUGGUAAUUCAGAGUUGGUGUUAGACUGUACUACCGUUGACAAAGAAGCUGGUAUAAAAUACUCAUGGCUAAAAAACGGCAAACCUUUAACUCCGAACGCUGACGUCAUACAAAGUUCCAACGACGGAACAUUAAUAUUCAAAAAGCCCGCCAAAUCCGACGAGGGCCAAUACCAAUGUUUGGCCCAAACCGACCUUGGCACAGCCAGCUCUAGAACUGUCAAUGUCAAACGAACUUAUAUUGACGUUCCGAAAGUUGACUUAAAAAAACACAAACCAAACGAAGGAAACAUCUUCAAAUUGGAUUGUAGCAUCCCCAAUUCAUAUCCCAAACCGGAGAUCGUAUGGCUGUACCAAUACCUGUCCGAUGCUAGCAUAUCCCGUACCAUUAUAAAUCAGCGGAUAACAACAUCCCCCGACGGUGAUUUAUACUUCACUAGCGUAACCAAAGAAGAUGCGAGUCCAGUACACAAAUACGUUUGUACUGCGAAGUCACCGGCUGUUGAUGACUAUGUGGUUUUGGCGGAACACGUGAUCGAAGACGUUGUCAGCGGUGAGGCCAAACAAUCGGAGUUGGUUAAGCAAUACGUCAGCGGUGAUAUGACAGCCAAAGUUGGCGAUGUUACUAUGAUAUAUUGCAUCUACGGUGGAACUCCCCUCGCCCACCCGGAAUGGUAUAAAGAUGGAAGGAACGUCAACGGUGAUCCCAAGGAUCGUGUGACGAGGUACAAUAGAAGCGCGGGAAAACGUCUCCUGAUCAAGGAGACCUGGAUCUCGGAUCAGGGCGAAUACACUUGCAUCGUUGACAACGAAGUCGCCAAGACGCAGAAGAACACCAUCAGGCUUACCGUUGUCAGUGCCCCAAAAUUCGUGAGGGAACGUCAACCGACAUUGAUCGUAAAAGCCGGAGAGGAUGUCACUAUUGCCUGUCAAGCGGCCGGUGUUCCCGCCCCCGAACUGUCAUGGACGUACAACGCGCAGACCUUACCUCCGGGUGACAGAAUAACACUCAACAAAUCUUCAAGAGGGAACACGACAGUCGCUGAUCUGACCAUUAAGAACGUGCUGAUAGAAGACAAAGGAUAUUACGGAUGCAAGGGAAUCAACGAUAAUGGUAAAAUAUACGCGGAGACGUUAGUUUACGUUCAGUAAUUUUUAUUAUUAAUCAUAUAUAAUUUUUGUAUUUAACAUUAUAAUAAAUUAAUAUAAUAUUAUUUAAAACUUU
This is a messenger RNA of Nymphalis io (European peacock), 1449 nucleotides long. RefSeq names its product hemolin-like. The record is from RefSeq and is a predicted model, not a curated record. Gene Ontology annotation, biological process: homophilic cell-cell adhesion; axon guidance; dendrite self-avoidance. Bases 114 to 1376 code for a protein of 420 amino acids. Lineage: Eukaryota; Metazoa; Arthropoda; Insecta; Lepidoptera; Nymphalidae. Gene Ontology annotation, molecular function: cell-cell adhesion mediator activity. Gene Ontology annotation, cellular component: plasma membrane; axon. The transcript is spliced from 6 exons.